Molecule: messenger RNA, 1425 nt
Organism: Rhizoctonia solani
Lineage: Eukaryota; Fungi; Basidiomycota; Agaricomycetes; Cantharellales; Ceratobasidiaceae
Product: Dyp-type peroxidase family
Exons: 6
Coding region: 1-1425 (474 amino acids)
Cellular component (GO): cytosol
Molecular function (GO): heme binding; peroxidase activity
Source: RefSeq, a predicted model, not a curated record
AUGCCAAGUCUAUUCCCCAAGAUAUCAUCUACUCAAGUUGUCAUCAAUGCCAGGGAGAGUAUUGCAAGCUUCAAGACUACAGGAACUAAGGAUUUGUUGUCCAUGGGAUUUGUCAACAUUGCAUUUACCUAUAAUGGUCUUGAAACUCUAGGUCUUGACCCCAAAGAGCUUUAUGCUGAUUUUGAUACUCCUGAUGUCCUCAAGCAAGGACAAUUAGCAUGCGCUGCACAGCUAGGUGACCCUAUAAAAGAAGGGGUGCCAAAGGAAUGGAUUGAAGAAUUCAAAAAGCAACAUGACCAAAUUCAUGGUAUCCUACUUGUUGCCAGUGAUUCGGACUUUACUCUGAAAAAGUUCAGGGAUGAUAUCAAUUCAUCCCUUGGUGAUAAUGGACAAGUAAUUUACGAGCUUAGAGGUCAGGUUUGCCCUGGUUCUAACAAGGGAUAUGAGCAUUUUGGCUGGAAGGAUGGAAUUUCAAAUCCAUGGUUGAAAGGCGUAUUUUGUGAAUGUCAGAAAGUUCCAGGACAGCUGGAAGCGGAACGCGGUAACAUUCUGGUGGGGGACCCAGGCGAUAAUGACCGCACUGGCGAGAAAGGCGAGGCGUUCAAGCGUCCUAGUUGGGCUAAAAAUGGAAGCUAUAUGGCUUUUAGACAGUACGACCAACUAGUCCCAGAGUUUCACAAAUGGACAGCAGAUAACGCGAUUGAUCUAAAAAUACCUGGAAUCUCACCUGAUCAACUUGAGCAGAAGGGUGCUGCGCUACGUGCUGCCCAGUUGGUUGGACGAUGGCCAAGCGGUUUGUUUUCCAUAUCGCUUGGACGAUUCAACAAUCACAUAACCACUGGAACUGUAGGAACACCUUUAGAGCUCUCGCUACAUGAAGACAACCCGUCCAUCGCCAACGAUCCGAUGCAGGUCAAUAAUUUCUUAUUCAAGCCUGACGACCAAGCGAGAUGUCCGUUCUCAGCGCACAUCCGUAAACUGAACCCCCGUGUCGACUAUACGAAUUCAGAAAACUAUGAAAAGAAGUUCGACUUCGAUCAGAGUAAUAUUAUACGAGCAGGAAUCGCGUAUGGGCCGGAAGUAAAACCUGAAGAGAGUAAUGAGCACAAGACAAGACAUAGCCGCGGGCUAGCCUUUGUUGCUUACCAAAAUGAUAUUGUCCAAGGAUCCCAAUUCCAGCAGACUAUGUGGGCAAAUAACCCGGAUUUUCCUCCUACCAAACACAAUAGCUCAAACUUCAAUGUAUGGGGAUUAGAUCCCUUGAUUGGGCAGAACGACCAGUCAAAGCCGUCAGAGGCACGUGUAACGACCGAUAACAUGGGACAUGAACUCAAUGUUAGGCGCUUCAUAAUCCCCCGCGGAGGCGGGUAUUUCUUCGUUCCGCCGCUCAAAACUCUAAAGCAGCUUUGUACCGUUCAUCUGUGA